Apis mellifera (honey bee) is the source of this 1930-nucleotide messenger RNA. It is a transcript of the gene Ankle2, whose product is annotated as ankyrin repeat and LEM domain-containing protein 2. Gene Ontology annotation, molecular function: protein phosphatase 2A binding. The record is from RefSeq and is a predicted model, not a curated record. Gene Ontology annotation, cellular component: endoplasmic reticulum. Gene Ontology annotation, biological process: negative regulation of phosphorylation. Bases 29 to 1750 code for a protein of 573 amino acids. The transcript has 11 exons. Lineage: Eukaryota; Metazoa; Arthropoda; Insecta; Hymenoptera; Apidae.
ACAGUUGAUUAUGAAUUGAAGAGAAAUAAUGGAUGAAACAGAACAAAUAUCAGAAACAUUACAUAUGAUUCAUGGAAAUUCUAAUACAUUAAAUGAAAUAAUUUUUCAUGCAGUAUAUAUACCUGAAGAAAAUGUUAAUUUUUCAAUGGAAAACAAUAUUAAAGACCAUAUUCGAGUGUAUCAAGAUAAAGCAGAAGCAUUAAAAGUAAUUAAGGAAUUUAAGACUGGUCGUUUAAAAUCAUUUAAAAUACAAUCAGAAGCUGAAGAAUAUGCAAAAACUGGUUUUGAAAAAGCAAAUAAUAUAAAUAAUACUUCAACAAAUGCAACAAUAUCUAUAAUAGAAGAAAAAUCAAAUAAUUUUAAAGCUCCAAGAUCUCAAGAUCUUGUAUGUUUUAGAAAGUUAAUUAAAGAUGGAGAUCUAUAUGCUGUAAAGAAUACAGUAUGGGGAAAUCCACGAUAUUUAAUUGGUAGUGGAGAUACACCUGCAAUUCUGCAAGAAGGAUGUCGCUAUAAUGCAUUACAUAUUGCAGUUAGAGCAGAUAGACCUGAUAUGUGUGAGUUAAUAUUAAACACUGUUGGAAAUACAGAUUUUAUAAAGUUACUUUAUGGUGAUGAAUGCAAGAGUUAUGUAGAUCGUGCACAGAUUAUAUUAGAUUUAUAUUUAAAUACACCUGAUAAAGGAUUGAAUGAAACUCCAUUACAUUUUGCAGUUAAAUUUGGUUUAAAAAAUGUAGUUCGAGUUCUUGUUUCAUAUCCAUGUUGUAUAAAAACAUUACCAAAUAAAUAUAAACAACUACCAAUAGAUAUAAUUUGUAGUAGAACGUGUCAAGAAGAUGAAGAAUUGAAAAAAGAAAUACGUUUGCUACUGGAAGAUCAAUAUUAUGUACCUGUAUUAAGAUCAGAUGAUAAUUCAUUACAACCAAUGAUUGGGGAACCUUUUUCUCCUACUAGUCCUUUGAGUUUAAAUACGGAUCCAAUUAGUCCACGUUUAGAAGUACGUGCAUUUGCUGGACCAAUGACAAAAUCUAGAGCAUUAGAAUUCAGAAAAAAAUGGAAAACACCUCCACGUCUUUGUAUGACUCCAAUUAAAAAAACUGAUGAUGAAUCUAAUGCUAUAGAUAGUCCUACUAAUAAUUUAGCUUUGAGAUUACAAGAUGCAGAAAAAGGUCUUGAACGAGUUGGAAGAGAUUUAGCAGAAGAAUAUCAAGUAUCAUGGAAAGAAUAUUGGCCAUUUUUGAAUGAUUUUGCAGAUUUUCGUACUAAAGAAGGUUUAAUAAAACUUGAAAAAUAUUUAGAACAUAAAUUUCAAGAUCAAUUAUUUCGUUAUAAUCAGACAUCAAAUAAUGUAAUUAAUUCAAACAAAAAUUUAAAAACAAAAUUACAAAUUGAUGAAAUAGAUUAUUUAUGUAAUAAGUUACAAUCAUGGUCAUUACUUACAUCAAAUAAUCAAGAUCAAAAUAAUGUAGAUGAAUUAGAAUUUUUUACACCACCAUCAUCACCACAAUUAACAAUAGAUAGUUCUGAUGAUGAAAUGCAAAAUGCAGAAGAAGGUUUUGGAACAUUUCUUGAAGGGCCAAUACCAACAAAAUUGGAUUAUGCUGUUUAUAAUGCAGUAUCAACAUUACUUAACUCCAUUACAUAUCCAAAUAUUUAUCGCUGGCAACAUGACAUGCAACUUGCUAUGAAACGUGAUUUACAUAGAACAAAUAAUGCAAGAACAAUUAGAAGGAAAUUGAUCAUGAAUUUCUAGAUGAUAUAAAAUUUCAAGAUGUGACAAUGUAUAAAACUAAAACUAUAAGAAUUUUAUAUAUUACGCACAAUAAGUUACUUGUUAAAUAGUAUUAAUAUACUUCAAAACUUAUUAACUGUACUAAAAACAAUAUAUUUUCAUAAAAUUUUAUAUAUAAUUAAAAUAAUUUAUGGAAAUUUU